AUGUCUCCCAAGGAAAUCCCAGCGGAGAACGGAAUCGAAGAGAAGGUCUCUGAUGGUUACCUUCAACAGAGCGAGGACAACUCGCAUCUGAGUGAUAACUAUUCAGAGAAAGGCUCUACCAAGGACCAUGCUUUGGCUGCCGUUGAAUCCAAAAACAGUUUGGAUACUGACGAUGGCUUCAAGUUCAACCAGGGCGAUAUCAUGGCCAUCUUGAUGGAUGACGAUGGAGACAUGCCUUGUUUGACCUUGAGAAUGUGGGUCAUGGCUGUUUGUCUUGGUGCUUUAGUGGCCGGUGUUGACUCUUUCUUCAACAUGCGUUUCCCAACAAUUGGUAUCGGUGUGGUUGUGAUUCAGGUCAUUGCCUGGCCUAUCGGUAGAUUGUGGUACAUGAUCAUUCCUCAGUGGACUGUUCCUCUUCCAUGGGGACUUUCCUUCAGCUUGAAUCCUGGUCCAUUUAAUUACAAGGAACACACGUGUAUUUUCGUCUUUUGCAACGUCGUCAUCAGUGCCGGUUUGGUUAACAAUUUGGUCAUUGAGGACACAAAGUUUUUCAAGAAGAAUAUUGGUAUUCCUCGUCAGAUUCUUUUCAACAUCUCGUGCUAUAUCCACUCUGUUGCCCUCGUUGGUAUCUUCAGAGACAUCAUGGUGACUCCAGCCGAGAGAGUCUGGCCUGGUGUGCUUUCUAACAUUGCUUUGUUCAAGUCCAUCUACUCCAGAGACAAUCCAGUGGUUCACGGUUGGAAGAUGCCUCGUUGGAUCUUCUUCAUCAUUGUGUUCCUCUGUUCUUUCGUCUACUACUGGUUCCCUGAUCUUAUCUUCCCAUUUUUCUCCACCAUCGGUGCAUGGAUCAGUUGGUGCAAGCCAAGCAGUGCUCCUCUUGCUCAGGUUUUCGGUGUCAAGAAUGGUCUUGGUCUUUUCCCAUUCACCUUGGACUGGACCCAGAUCACUUCGAUCAACAACCCAUUGACUACACCAUUCUUUGCUGUUGCUUCAAUGUUUGCCUCGUUUGUCUUCUGGAUUUGGAUUGUCUUGCCUGGUCUUUACUACCAGAACCACUGGCAGACUGCUCACAUGCCUAUCAUGAGUAACUCUGUUUUCGACGUUCACGGUAAGCAGUACAACUUUUCAAGAAUCGUGGAUGACGGUUGGAACCUUGAUCGCGAGGCUUUUGACAACUACUCGCAGGCAUUCAUGCCCAUUGCUUUCUUGAUGAGUUUGGCUCUUAGUAUUGCUGUUUUCGCCUCCCUUGUGGUUCACACCGCUUUGAAGUUCCGUUCUGAGAUCUGGGGUCCAUGGGCCAACAGAAGCACUCACGACGACAUCUUCAACCAGGCCGUCAGACAGUACAAGGAAUUCCCCAAGUGGAUUUAUGUUGUUUUCUUGGUGAUCAGUUUGGCUCUUGGUUUUGCCUUCUCUGAAGGUUGGGAUGACUCUCCAAUUGACGCUGGUGGAUACUUCGUUUCUGUCUUGAUUGGCAGUAUCAUGUUUGUUCCACUCUCCCUCUUGGAAGCCAGAGCCAACACGAACGUCUCCUUGGCUGCUUUCUUCGAGAUUGUCAGUGCUAACUGGUACAAGGGUAACGCAUACAAGUUGCUUUACUUCUACUCCUUCGGUUUCAGUAUCAUCCAGCACGGUAUGCACAUGGCUCAGGGUGCCAAGAUGGCCCACUACAUGAGAGUUCCACCCAAGAAUAUCAUGUUCUUGCUUUUCUGUGCCGGUAUUUGGGCCUCUCUUGUGUCUCCAUCUGUCACUGGUUACUUGUUGAACCACAUCGACGACAUCUGUACCGACAACGCCGCCAACAACAUGGUUUGUCGUAAGCAGAAGACCUCCUUCAACAGUCACACCAUGUGGGGCUUGUUUGGCAGCGAGAUCUUUGUUCCUGGUGGCAGAUACGGCUGGGUCUUGUGGUUCUUCCUCGUUGGAGCUCUUGUACCAAUUGCACACUGGACCUGGUGCAGGUUUAGACCUAAAUCUUGGGUCAAGAGAUUCGACCCUAUUUUGUUCUUCGGCGGUGCUGGUAUGAUUCCAGGUGUUACUGGUUACAACUUCUCCACCUGGUUCGUCACCGCAGCCAUUUUCAACUACUUCAUCCACCGUAAGUACACAUCCUGGUGGAGAAAGUACAACUUGGUGAGUUCCAUUGCCCUUGACUCGGGUGUUGCUAUUGCCGCCAUUUUAAUCUACUUCUGUGUGGUGUACACUGGAGGUUCCAAGAACUACAAAUGGUGGGGCACUGAAGUGGCCCUGAAGGGAUGUGAUGCCAACGGAUGUCCACACCUCGACAAACAAAUUCCACGCCAAAAAGGCUACGAGUUUUAA
Candidozyma duobushaemuli is the source of this 2322-nucleotide messenger RNA. Its product is annotated as OPT family small oligopeptide transporter. Bases 1 to 2322 code for a protein of 773 amino acids. The transcript has a single exon. NCBI's taxonomy places the organism in Eukaryota, Fungi, Ascomycota, Pichiomycetes, Serinales, Metschnikowiaceae. Gene Ontology annotation, biological process: transmembrane transport. Gene Ontology annotation, molecular function: oligopeptide transmembrane transporter activity. The record is from RefSeq and is a predicted model, not a curated record.